GUAUUAAAAAAAAAAACCUAAACCCAAUACAUUUUCAAAAUGUCCAUUUUGUUUUCUAGAUUUUUUUAACCCUCCCAAACCAUUUGGAAACCCCAAGAAAAAAGACCCUCCUUGAUGAACUCAACUUUGAUUCUUUUAGUCAUCACAAUUCACACCAAAUCCUCAAUUUGCUUUUCUCCUCCUUAUCAUAACCCACAAAAGCAAUAACAAAUCCCCACUUUUUAUUUUUACACUUGUUCUCUCCCGUUUUUCUUUACCUUUUUCACUCUCCAGUCUGUGAACUUUCAAAGUCAGGGUUUUUCUCUUCAAUUUCUUUGCUUUCUGAAUUUAUUGUGCAAGAGGAGCUGUAAGUGUCGAAUGAUUCAAUGAUAUGGGUAUUGGGUUUUUUAUUUGGACACUUUGUCAGUUUCCACGAAAAAAUCUAAAUGGGUUUUGUGUCUUUGUAUCUGAUAUGUUCCAUUUAUUGUCCCUUGAAGUUCCCUUAGAUCUGUUUGCAGCUGUUCUCGAUCCACCGCUGUAUUCAAGGCAUACCAGCCUCACGCAAGGUCAGAUCAUCACAUUUUCGACUUCAUAUCUGUGAAUAUGUUUUCUUCAGUUUUAAUUGAUGGGAGGGUUCGUUUAUUUUUACGAGUAUAUUUGCCACUAGAAUAUUGAUUAACUAAAGUUGCGGUUUGAGUUACCUAAGCUGGUCUUGGGUUUCAAUACUCGGAGCUUGAGAAUUUGAUGAUGCGUGUUUACCAGAGAAAUCAUAGGGUGCUCGAGGGGUUUGAUGGGUUUUUGCUAUUUCGUAUGAGUUAUUUUAUUCUGCAUUUACUUAUGGUGCAAAGUAAUAGAGACCACCUUCCAUAUCAGAGGUUUUGUUUCUGAGGCUUACAGAGAUAAAUGGGUAACGGCACCUCCCGUGUCGUGGGUUGCUUUGUGCCGUUUAAUGGGAAAAGUGGAGUGGAUUUGGAGUUUCUAGAGCCACUUGAUGAAGGGUUAGGCCAUUCAUUUUGUUAUGUUAGGCCAUCCAUAUUUGACUCUCCUGCCAUCACCCCAUCAAAUUCUGAGAGGUUUACUGUUGAUUCAAGCACUCUUGAUUCUGAAACCCUUAGUGGGUCGUUUAGACAUGAUGUGAUAGAUGAUCCCUCACUUCUACAUAGACCUAUCAAGAGCUUACCAGAAACCACAUUUAGAACCAUCUCAGGGGCUUCAGUUAGUGCCAAUGUUUCUACUGCGAGGACUGGUAACCAGAAUGCAUUAUUCGCCUUCGAUGUGCAGGAACCGGCUGCUUCAUUCGAGAGCACAUCCUCAUUUGCUGCAAUCCCAUUGCAGCCAGUUCCUCGUUGUUCGGGACCUUUGAAUGGUUUCCUUUCUGGACCUCUUGAGAGAGGUUUUGCUUCUGGUCCUCUGGAAAGGGGAAGUGGUUUUAUGUCUGGGCCAAUUGAGAAGGGAGUAAUGUCAGGUCCGGUUGACGCUACUGACAAAUCCAACUUCUCUGCUCCACUUGCAUGUGGGCGCAGAAGACCUCGCUUUCAUCGUCUCAUGAGAAGUGUUAGUGGGCCAAUGAAAAGUACUCUCUCAAGGACAUUCUCAAAACAUUCAAUCAGGUCUGGUUGGAUGCAACGGUUUUUCUUGCAUCCAGUGACUCAACUCGCCUGGCAUCCUAGGGAAACAAAGUUCCGACCAGAAGCCCGGAGGAACUGCCUUGAAGGGGGACCAUCAGAAGGGGAUUAUGGGAACAGCAGCAACUUGCAAUGGGCUCAUGGGAAGGCUGGUGAAGACAGGGUUCAUGUCGUGCUUUCUGAAGAACAAGGAUGGUUGUUUAUUGGAAUAUAUGAUGGUUUUAGUGGGCCAGAUGCACCGGAUUUUCUGAUGAGCAAUCUUUACAGAGCAAUAGACAAGGAACUGGAGGGACUACUUUGGGACUAUGAGGAUAAACCUAAGAAUGAUUCCCUUAAACCUGAACUUCUUAAGAGUGCAAAUGCCAAGCCUGGUUCAGAAUGCUGCAAGGAAGACCAUCCAUAUUCAGGUCAAGUAACUUCUAGUAGUUUAGAAGAAUCACAGAAUUCUGGGAUUGUCCUGGUCCAGUCAUCUAGCUGUGAGAUACUUGAGGAAAGAGUUGAAGAUAGGAGUGGUACUGUACUCGAAUCUUCUAAUUGUGAAGAACCCAGAAUGUUGAGUGCUGCAUCUGUUUCUGUUCCAUCUGCGAACUUGUCUGGUCAAGGCAGAAGAAGCAUGAGGCUUUAUGAGUUGCUUCAGUUGGAGUCUUGUGAUGGACAAGGUUCUGAGUUAUUAUCAGCAGUUGAGAAGCGAAAAGAGAGUUCGGGGGGUUGUCAGCCAAGUUCAGAUACAUUGAGUUCUGGGGAAAUGGUACAUGUAGAACAGCUAAGAUCUUGUUCGCAAAAUCUCAAAGGAGAUAGCUGCAGUAAUCAGGGGGAAGAUCCCACUAUUUCAGGGGAAGGUGGAGUUGUGCCUGAAUCUAUCAAUCGAAGUGUCACAUGUAAUCUUUCUGUUUCAGAGAAAAGACAUAAUACGAGAUCUUCAUUUGGUACAAAGAUUAGAAGAAUAUAUCAAAAGCAGAAGUCGUUGCGCAAGAAACUUUUUCCUUGGAAUUAUGAUUGGCACAGAGAAGAGGCGUACAUUGAAGAGAGAAUGGACGUACCAUCUGGACCUAUUAGGAGAUGUAAAUCAGGUGUAAUUGAUCAUGAUGCAGUUCUUAGAGCAAUUGCACGAGCACUUGAAAGAACCGAGGAGGCUUACAUGGAAAUGGUGGAAAAGGCUCUUGAUAGAAAUCCAGAACUUGCUUUGAUGGGGUCAUGUGUUCUAGUGAUGUUAAUGAAGGAUCAAGAUGUUUAUGUCAUGAACCUUGGAGAUAGCCGUGCCAUUUUGGCUGAAGAAAGAUCGAAUGAUCGCUAUCCCAACCCCAAUUUUGUAAAGGAUGAUGUGCGGCAUAGGAACAGAUCCAGAGAGUUAUUAGUACGCAUGGAACUGGAUAGAAUAUCAGAGGAAUCCCCAAUGCAUAAUCAGAAUAAUCAGUUGAAUUUGAUCAAUAAAAAUCGAGAAGUCAACAUCUGCAGAUUGAAGAUGAGAGCUGUUCAACUUUCCUCUGAUCACAGCACAAGCAUUGAAGAGGAAGUUCUCAGAAUAAUGGCAGAACAUCCUGAUGACAGCCAAGCUGUUUUGAAUGAUCGGGUGAAGGGGCAAUUAAAAGUCACUAGAGCUUUUGGUGCAGGGUUUCUAAAGAAGCCAACUUGUAAUGAAGCUCUACUAGAAAUGUUUCGUAUUGAUUAUGUCGGAAGUUCUCCCUAUCUAAGCUGCAUUCCUUCUGUUCGCCAUCACCGACUUUCCUCCAGCGACCAGUUUUUGGUACUCUCCUCUGAUGGGCUUUACCAAUACUUCAGCAAUGAAGAGGUUGUUGCUCAUGUAACAUGGUUCAUGGAAAACGUCCCUGAAGGUGAUCCUGCUCAGUACCUCAUUGCAGAGCUUCUCUUCCGCGCAGCAAAAAAGAAUGGAAUGGAUUUUCAUGAAUUGCUUGAUAUUCCUAAUGGAGAUCGACGCAAAUAUCAUGACGAUGUCUCUGUUAUGGUGGUUUCUCUGGAGGGAAGGAUUUGGAGAUCAUCUGGGUAAUUAUUUUCUCAUUGGUUGCUCAUUGAUUGUUUCUUCAACUAUGUAACAAUUCUUUCAAGCAAAGAUAGAGCUUCUAUGGCAUCCUUCGGAAGUAGAAUCACUGUCUUGACAUUUUCUGUGAAAGCUUCCUUUUUUUUUUGCAAUUUUCCUUCGUCUCAUUCUGGUAUAAGAUUAGUUUACACCAGGCAGUUGUGAUCUCUGCCCAUUCCGCUAAAAGGCUUACCACCUUUUUCAGAACGCGGGUUGAUUGAGUGGUAAAUUGGCAGGAUAAACUAUCCUUAAAGACGGGAUUGAGCUUGACUUCGAUGUUUACUUGA
Molecule: messenger RNA, 3926 nt
Organism: Tripterygium wilfordii
Lineage: Eukaryota; Viridiplantae; Streptophyta; Magnoliopsida; Celastrales; Celastraceae
Product: protein phosphatase 2C 32-like
Exons: 4
Coding region: 883-3609 (908 amino acids)
Biological process (GO): protein dephosphorylation
Molecular function (GO): protein serine/threonine phosphatase activity
Source: RefSeq, a predicted model, not a curated record